UCACCGUGGCGAGCGGCAGCGCGCUGAAUGAGUUUGAAUUAGCGGCUUUCACGUUCGCGAGAGUCCGAGCGUCGGAUCCGGUCGGUUAGAAAAGGAAGAGGGAGGAGGGCGACAGAUAUCUUGAGGCGCGGCGGCUGUUGCACCCUUGUUCGCUCUAACAUUCAAUCGACCUGCAUUGUCCCAUGCAAAUUCAGAAGCUCAACUUCUAUCUUUUCAACUCCCUUGCUGUCUGGAUUCAAGGUUUUAAUAAUGGCAGUAAACGUUUAUUCUACAUCUGUGACCAGUGACAACCUAAGCCGGCAUGAUAUGUUGGCUUGGAUUAACGAUUCUCUUCAAUUGAGCUACACAAAAAUUGAACAGCUGUGCUCUGGAGCAGCAUAUUGCCAGUUUAUGGACAUGCUUUUCCCCGGUUGUGUUGGAUUGAAGAAGGUAAAAUUUCAAGCCAAACUGGAACAUGAAUAUAUUCACAAUUUCAAGCUUUUACAAGCAGCUUUCAAGAGAAUGGGUGUUGACAAAAUUAUCCCUGUUGAUAAACUAGUGAAAGGGAAGUUUCAAGAUAAUUUUGAGUUUGUUCAGUGGUUCAAGAAGUUCUUUGAUGCAAACUACGAUGGUAAAGAUUAUGAUCCAAUACUUGCUCGGCAAGGUCAGGAUGCAGGCCCACCACCUAAUCACAGUGAGCAGGUUUUGAACAAAACCAAGAAAACACUCAGUACUGGAAGCACAGAUGACAGUCCAAAUGCUACCAUCAGAGAAGAGCCUCUGAAACCAAGUAUCUUUGUAACAAAUUUAACAAGAAAAAUUGUAACUCAAAAGGUUUAUCCAACACCAAAAGUUUCAGCUACUCCAAAACCUGUGUCAGCUGCACCAAAAAGGCCUGCGAUGGUGGGGAAUGGUGAUGCACAAGUUGCGGAGUUAGCUCAACAGAUCAAUGUACUAAAAAUUACAGUGGAAGAUCUUGAAAAAGAAAGAGACUUUUAUUUUGGCAAACUGAGAAAUAUUGAGUUAAUCUGCCAAGAAAACGAACAAGAUAAUGAUCCAGUGAUCCAGCGAAUUGUGGAGAUUUUGUAUGCAACUGAUGAGGGAUUUGCUGUACCAGAUGUAGCAGAUGAACAGCCAGAAGAACAGGAAGAAUAUUAAACUUGGAAGCAGCAUACCUAUGGUUGGAAUAUCCUGCCAAAAAUCAUGUGUGCACGUGCACAUCCACAGAGGAAAAGACACUCUUAUUUUCUGUAAAGUCAAAAGAGCUUUGUUUGUAAUUUUGUUAGUGUAAGCAAAAUUAAAAUGUACCUCCUUUCUAAAUAAGUGCACUUUGCAGAAGUUUCAGUCCACAUUGAGCAAUGACUGCUUCUACACACACAUCUUGAGCAGUAUUUGCAGGUGUGGAAUGGAUAUUCUUGAAGAUCCUGCAGAGUACCAUUAUAACAUCUUGAUUCUUUUUUUUGCCAUCACGAAAAGCAGACCUGCUCUUGACAGUGUUAAAAGAGGAUGAUAGAAUGAUCACUGCAUGAUGACUGAAAAUUGCACUGUAAUGGAAAGUGUAUAGAAUGGUUCAGAUCUUUAUACAUUAUCAGUUAUGUUAAUAGUUAUAGUGCGUUCCAAACUAUGUUGUGUGUACGUGGCAAGCCAGUUCAAUUGAUGUGCAAGAAAUAAGUUGGCAAUUAAAUGCCGUGCAUGAAUUUUGUAUGGUGAAAUUGACGUUGGAUCAACUGCAGGAAAUUGCUGUGGUGCUAAAAGUUCCCACCACUAAUUGUGGUUGUACUACAGCAGUAAAGUAUUUCCUGAAUUCUUCUGUGGCCUUUUAUUCCUUUUGCUGCCCUAAGACUUCAGUAUGCUGUAAGAAAAAUCAAACUUGGUCUUAAAAUUACAGGGUGUUUUUCUACUCAGAUCAAUUUCUAAUAACAAUAAAGUUUGGUAUUUCAACAAAAUUGUCUGUUGGAAAUGUUGGUACAUUUAUAAUCUUUUUUAAAUAUUCUGAUUACUUAGGACAUUUCUAAAGAAUAGUUUAUUGCUAAUUUAAUUCAAUUGGUUGUAAUAUUUAAAGCUACAUUUGUUCUGAUUAAGAUUUUUAGUUUAUUCAGUAACAAGGAUUAGAACAAGAAAGGAGGUUAAUUAGGCAACAUUAUGGAAAUUUCUCUCUGCCGCUUUAUUUCCUUCCUAGUUGGAAAUGUGUCUUUUUUUUUAGUGUUAUCAAUCAAAUGCCCAUCUUUUGUAUAUUGAAAACUAUUAAAAAAAAACAAUUUAAGAUGUAUUUUGUCAUUUACUUACCACAUUUUUGUGGUUUCACUUGUAAUGAUUUUAAAACAUGUUUUUAUCUUGUUAUUCUUUAGUUAUGUCAUACUUUAAGUGGUCAAAGAAAACUAACAAAAAUAAAAAAAAUCCUUGGCUCCUUGUCAUGGUUUGGGAUGGUGAGUAAAUGAACUGUCGCUGAAAAUAUUCCCUUGUCUGGAAUUUUGAGGGUAACAAGUCGUGCUCAGACACUGCCUAUUACAUGAACUCCCAACCAUUUUGUCGACUAUUCCUCACACAGAAUUUGUUGCUAAAUGAACAACUUGCCUGAUAAUGGGACAUUGUUUAUUUGACAGACUGCUCUGUUCAAUUUUUUUAAAUUUCUACAUUGAAGGCGUAGCUUUUUCAAGGCAUAGCUGACAUAAAGCUGUCUUAUUCUACUGAUUAAUGGCAGCAUUAAGAAUUGCGUGAAAUGCCUUUCAACCUUCCCAAUAACUUGUACAGGUGUUUAAAAACAAUCUGAUUUUAGCUAUGAUACUAAUUUAGCUUGUGGUUUAUGAUUUUUAACUUCCAUAUUAUCAGUAUCAUGUGGGUCUCAAAUCUUACGGGAGCGAGAAGGUUAAAAUAAUGUGAAUAAGUAUCUGAGGGUGACAAGCAGUCUUCUGAUUAUAUAUCCUCACAUCAUAGCCAUCAGGAUCACUUACUCCAGCAACUGUGUGGCAAAUUUCACUGUCCUUUAAAUCAUCCCAUUCAAUAGCUACAGCUACUGAGUUAAAGGCCACAUUUUCAACCUUUAACUGCUGUGAAAUUUCAACUUAUCCUUGCAAACUGAAUUGCCACCUGCCAAGUCUCAACACAACUGACAUCAGCUCAAAGUUCCUAAAGUCGACUUUUUUUAAACCAUUUCUUGUCAGUUUCUAUACGUGGGUUGCCAUUUGCUACUUAAUGUGAUCCUGUAGAGUAAUAAGUCAUAUCUUUUGAUUUAUGAGUUGCAUGUUUAAGAUAGUUUCUGUAAAUGUUCCAGCAUUGAAAUAAUUCCACAGAGAAUUCCCCCAAGCCUGUUUACCCAAGGAAUUUUGGAUAUAAGAAAUACCAUAUGUUCUGGAUGUUUAUAUAAACAUUUUCCUAAUUUCAUUCUAAAAUAAAUCUAAUAGUAGAAAUAUAUCACUUGGGUUAUUUACUGAACUUCCAAUUGAGGAGUGAAACUCUAGCUAGUGAUAUCUCAACAUAUUGGUCCAUUUUGUGCUUUGAACAUUAGGGAAAGAUUUUAACUAUAAUGUAGCUGUUAGAUUUUCAGUAGCCUUAGUGGGACUUGGGAAGUGUUAAAUUUUAUGAUAUUGUCAUGGCUGAAAUACUAAGUGACAAGCAUUUUGCAGAGGUGUUGUAUAGAAUAUGAUUUGGAUGAAUGCCAAAUUAAUGAAAUCUAAGUGUUUACUGAUACUGCUAUUUGCUUUUGGAAUUGAAUCAUCUGUCAGAAUCUCAAACUGCCGUUAUCUGAAAGUUGUAGCCUAUAGGGUGAGUGUGAGGAGAGACAAGUGAUUGGAUUGUAAACAUAGCAAGUUAGAAGUUCAAAUUCCAUCACCAGAAAUUCAGCCUUUUCAGAAUAAGUUGAUCAUUAUUAAAAAUGACCGUAUUCUGAAUGAUAGCUUUAAAAUUCCAUCUGCUUCAUUAAAGGUCUGUUAACAUUCAACUCAAAACACCCUUAAAUAACCACUUUAUUGUACUAUAACUGCUACACUGAAAUUGAAAAAUAGUGAAAUCUGAUCAAUAAAACUGAUCAAUUCCUCAUGUUGAGAGGAAACCAAUAUAAUAAAUGAUUAAUGUUGCCAAAUUUACUGUGACACAUGGAUCUGAGUAUGAGAGGAGUGCAGAGCCUUGUGUACAAAAAAAGUUUUAUUGGGGACUAUCUCUCAACAAGUGAUCAGAUAAAAGCCUUAUAGUUGUACCACUUCUAGUAAUUGAUAGUAGGGCAAGGCUAUAAAAAUAUUUUCACUCUCAAUGAUGCUGGCACCCAGUACAGCAGUGCUAAAGACACGGCAAUCAUGUUUGGCUUAAAAUGCAGAGCAGACGAUACUUUUUUGCUUUUCUCCUCAGUUUCACGGAAACCAAUCUGUGGCCAAGUCAGUGCCUGUAUUCAUAGAGGAGGUUGAUAGGUUUUUGAUUAGUAAGGGCAUCAAAGGUUACAGGGAGAAGGCAGGAGAAUGGGGUUGACAGGGAUAAUAAAUCAGUCAUGAUAGAAUGGUGGAGCAGGCUCAGUAAGCCAAUGGCCAAAUUCAUCAACACAAAAUGCUGGAGGAACUCAGCAGGUCAGGCAGUAUGUAUAGAAGUGUAUAGAUGGACGACAUAUUGUGCUGAAACCUGUCUUCAGGACUGAGAAGUGUCUCUGCCCAAAACUUCAACAAUCUAUUCAUUUCCAUAGAUGCUGCCUGACUUGCUGAUUUCCUCCAGCACUGCAUAUGUGUUUGCUUUGGAUUUCCAGCAUCUGCAGACUUCCUUGUGUUUAUGGCCUAAUUCUGCAGCUUUGUCUUAUGGUCUUUAUGAUCUUCAUCCAAGUAGUUUCACUCCAUUUGAUGUCAAAAAUAGCUGAGAGCACUGGAUACUGCAAAGGCUAUAGAGCCAGAUAAAGCCCUAGCUGUAGAACUGAAAGCCUGUUCUCUAGAAAUCACACAUUUGGUUAAGCCAUUCCAGUACAGGACUGGCAAUUUCCCAAAAAUGUGGGAAAUUGCUGUGUUAAAUUAUGUUCAUGAAAAAUAGGACAAAUCUAAUCUGAACAAUUGGUGCCAAAUCGGUUUAUUAACAAAGUGAGGGAGUGAUUGCUGAUAGUGACACUAACCAAUAACCAGGUUACAAUUUGGCACUUUGCCUGUUUGGCUCUAAACUUCAUACAUCCUUUGUUCAAAUGUGGAGAGAUGAAAAAGCUUAAUUUAAAAGGUGAGGUGAGUGUGAUUGCUCACAUCAAUUUGACCAACUGUGGUAUCGAGUGCAGUAUCAAGGGGAAAAACAAACACUGGAGUUAAUCUCAGCUAUGUACUUUAAGAACCUUGUAUGGAAAACAAAACUUGCUAUCUGGUUCUAGGGCAAGUUAUUCCCAUUGUUUUUUGUACAGAAACUGACUAUAUCAAUUUUGAUCUCAGUCCCUGCUCAAAUCAGUUUCAUUUUUGGACCAACAUAGUCUUCCUCUAAUGUAAGCUGUGAUGAAAGCAAUUAUUUAAUGUAGAACAGGAAGUGAAUCAUAAACAAAAGUGCUAUAUUGCCCACAACAUAAAUUGCAGUUGGAAAAGUGUCACCUGUUGUCUGGUUGUUGGUGUAAAUUUGUAAAUCAUGACACUUCAGGGUGUGGUCCAAGUAUUUUUUAGAUACAACAAAAAGUUAAUUUCUGCCAUUGCCACCCUCUGUCUUUCUUUUUUUUUAAAAAAAAGUGUCCUCCCUCAUGGAAGUCUGAGGUAAUGUUAAUAUGAAAGCAGAAAACAAAAUUAAGUAAAUGACUUGCAUGCUUCAUUUACAUGUUGCAUUAUAGAAGUGCUUUCUGUAGAUUAUAUAAAUCUUUGAGAUAUGUUGCCCUCUGUUACUGUGUCACUAAAAUUAAUUUGUUGACAAAUAAAAAUCCCACGUUAAAACAUGA
Molecule: messenger RNA, 5848 nt
Organism: Hypanus sabinus (Atlantic stingray)
Lineage: Eukaryota; Metazoa; Chordata; Chondrichthyes; Myliobatiformes; Dasyatidae
Product: microtubule-associated protein RP/EB family member 1-like
Exons: 9
Coding region: 250-1137 (295 amino acids)
Biological process (GO): regulation of microtubule polymerization or depolymerization; spindle assembly; protein localization to microtubule plus-end
Cellular component (GO): microtubule plus-end; cytoplasmic microtubule; spindle midzone
Molecular function (GO): microtubule plus-end binding
Source: RefSeq, a predicted model, not a curated record